AUGGCUUCCACUACAAAGCUUGCACCACUUGACGCUUCCAAGUUGGCCAUUACCAAAAAUGCUUCACCAAAGACACCAUUGCCAAACGAGCAAUUGAAGUUUGGCCAAAGUUUCACCAACCACAUGCUCAAGAUCCAAUGGAACGAUAAGGAUGGUUGGAAAAACCCUGAGAUUGUUCCAUAUGGACCAUUGGUCUUGGACCCAUCUGCUUGUGUUUUCCACUACUCAUUUGAACUGUUUGAAGGUUUGAAGGCUUACAGAGAUUCCGAGGACAAGAUCAGAAUUUUCAGACCAGACAAGAACAUGGCCAGAAUGAACAAGUCUGCCCACAGAAUUGUCUUGCCAACUUUUGACUCUGAGGAGUUGAUCAAAUGUAUCGGUGAGCUGAUCAAGCUUGACAAGGAGAUGAUCCCAAAGCAAAAGGGUUACUCUCUUUACAUCAGACCAACUUUGAUUGGUACCACUGCUGGACUCGGUGUCAGUGUUCCAAGUGAUGCCCUUUUGUACGUUAUUACAUCUCCGGUUGGUCCUUACUACUCCACUGGUUUCAAAGCUGUUAGACUUGAGGCCACCGAUUACGCAACAAGAGCUUGGCCAGGUGGUGUCGGUGAUAAGAAACUCGGUGGUAACUACGCCCCAUGUAUCAGACCUCAGUUGGAUGCCGCUUCCAGAGGUUACCAACAAAACUUGUGGUUGUUUGGUGAUGAGAAGUACAUCACUGAAGUUGGUACCAUGAACGUUUUCUUCGUCUUCAAGGACCCAAAGACCGGUAAGAAGGAGUUGGUCACUGCUCCAUUGGACGGUACCAUUUUGGAGGGUGUCACCAGAGACUCCAUCUUGGAGUUGUGCAGAACCAGAUUGAACCCAGAAGAAUGGGAAGUUAACGAACGUUACUACUCCAUCAACGAAGUGCGUGACAGAGCCGCUAAAGGUGAGCUUGUUGAGGCAUUCGGUUCUGGUACUGCUGCCAUCGUUUCUCCAAUCAAGGCUAUCGGUUACGAAGGUAAGGAUAUUGACGUGCCAUUGCUCCCAGGUCAAGAAUUUGGUGAACUUACAAACCAGGUUGCGCAAUGGAUCCAAAAAAUCCAAUACGGUGAUGAAGAGUACAAGAACUGGUCUCAUGUUGUUGCUGACUUGAAAUAA
Molecule: messenger RNA, 1143 nt
Organism: Williopsis jadinii
Lineage: Eukaryota; Fungi; Ascomycota; Saccharomycetes; Phaffomycetales; Wickerhamomycetaceae
Product: branched-chain amino acid aminotransferase II
Exons: 1
Coding region: 1-1143 (380 amino acids)
Biological process (GO): L-leucine biosynthetic process; L-valine biosynthetic process
Cellular component (GO): mitochondrion
Molecular function (GO): branched-chain-amino-acid:2-oxoglutarate transaminase activity
Source: RefSeq, a predicted model, not a curated record